GGAAAUUGUUUUUGGAGCUUUGGAAACUGCGACAUAAUUCAUCACAUCUUAAUUCACUCUACGCCAUUUUAUGUUCAAAUAUUUACAUGACGCAACAACGAUUUCAGACGAUAUACUCCUAAAAUUUGAAGCAUAUUUUAACUCAUCCGAGGAAAGUUCGAACGGACAUUCACGGGAUAUAUUACGAGGAGUUCAAGAUGGACAGAGGACGAGACAGAAGAUUAGAUAUCCGAGGUGAUGGCGAAGUCACAAGGUUGGGAGCGGGUGAAUCUUAUAGACCUAAUCAUAACCGACGUUCACCACCGCGAGCCGACACUUUCAGAUCCGAUCGCGACAGAGAUCGGUCACCUCGCAGAGAUCGACGAACUCCACCUUUAUCCAGCGACAGUUAUCACCCUAGCGCACGAGAUCGUUCUCCAAGGCGUAGGUCAAGGACACCACCAUAUCGCGCAAGAGACCGAUCACCACCUCGAGAUAUGACUUGGCGUGGCAGACCCCGAUCUCCACUUCGAGGAGGUCGAACUCCAAUAAGAGCCAGAACUCCAAGAAGAUUUUCUCCCAGACGAGAUGAUGACCGCAGAGAUCGAUUGAGGUCACCAAGAAGAGAUGAAAGGCGCCGUUCAAGGUCACCUUUUGAUCGUAAUCGCACACCUCUUCGACCUAGAUCCCCCAUCAGAGCUAGAUCUCCCCUGCCUCGAAGGUCGCCGCCUCCAGGUCCAAGAGGUGGUUCUUGGCGUCAACGCUCCCGCAGUCGCGACCCCAGAGAUGUUCGCACUCCCCUCGGUCCAAGUUCACAAGCAUGGCGACGCCGUUCACCUUCACCUAUACGCCGAAGAUCACCAUCCCCGAUCAGGCGUCGAUCUCCUUCGCCAGCACUUCGUGAUUCGGAAAGAUCAUCCGGUAGAAGUUCUGGCACCAAUUCUCGUCGAUCAUCUCCACCUGUUCACCCUAGUAGACAAGCUUUAACGCAAGCAGCGACUCGUGAAGCGAUACGUUCUCCGGUACCUACCAGAGAUCGAUCUCCUACAGGACUGGCAUACAGACAAGUGAAGCAGGAGAGAUCUGCUUCGAAGGAUCGCUCACCAAUUCGUCCCACAGCUCCAAGAUCGCCUCCUAGAGGACCAGCGGCAACUUUUCGAGCUCCAACCGGACCUAGUGGCGGUCGAAACUUCGCUGCGCCUAUCCCAUCUGGUCCUUCUUCAAACUAUAAUUCGAGAUCUAAUAGUGGUUCAGAGGGUAAUGGUCACAUCGCUCCUCCAUCUGGCCCACGUGGUUACGCUCCACCUCGUGGCCCUUCCGCUUCAUUGAGAGGUGGUCGGCCGUCAUUUAGCAACGAGCGUCACAGUCGUCCAGAUACCUCAUCGUGGGGAGCAGCACCGCCAUCUCGACCAAACGCAGAUUUAAAUUCAAGAACAAAUUUGCCACCACCCCGUCCUCCACCAAGUGUUUCUCCUUCUCCAGCACGAGAAACUCCACCUGCUGCACCAACAGGCCCCUCCGGUAUACCCACAGGUCCUCGCGCAGGCACUUCAGUUUCGUCUCGUCCCUCUCUUCAGCAUUCCUCCAGUAUAUAUCAUAGCCGCGGUUCUAUCUCGGGACCAUCAUCGGGACCUCGUAUCCACCCAGCAAUGGUAGGCAUUUCACCCAUCAUACCUGGGGGAAGAAUUGAUCCAGCAGCUUCGGGUAUCCCCACAGAUCUCGCAGCUCGCCUCAAGAAGAAGGAAGAAGAAGCGGAUAUUCUAAGAGAAGAAGUUAAACAGAAACAAGAAAAACUCAGGAAGGGAUUGAAGCACUGGGAUAGAUUGAGCCGAGAAAGUGCAAGUAUGGGCUUGAAAAGCGAGUUGAGUGAGAGUCACUUGAGGAUUUUGGCCGGUGAGGGAGUCGGUGGAAAAGCGUUUUAAUUGGAAUUGAUGGCGAUAUUGAUAUUGAUGAUUGGCGUUCAAUUGGAUUGGAUCGAUUAGUUUCUUCAUUCGGGGGGUUUUUUUCGGCUUGGCUUCACAUGGGUGUAUGUAUGAGAAUGGCAUGGCAAGGCGUGCACUAUUCGAAAGCUACCAAGCAAAAAGACUUCAACUGAAGAAGCUUGGUAUUGUUUCUUUUCUCACUAGUCCUUCUGUCAUAGACUGGUGGAAUAUGUCGAGGAAGAGAGUCUAGGCGUUGAUUUUUGGGACGAUGGAAGUUAAACAAAAUAGGCUCUUACUGGGGAUGUUUCAAGCUUUAAUGUCUUUCUUUCUUUCUGAUACCAAGGAACUAUGACUAGUCACUGGACAAGAGUGGUAGUAUUGACUGCACUGCGUGUAUUUGUAUAUCGAUAAAAAAGAAAAUGGAAAUGAAUCAUUAAUUUUGA
This is a messenger RNA of Botrytis cinerea B05.10, 2344 nucleotides long. RefSeq lists its product as hypothetical. The transcript has 3 exons. Lineage: Eukaryota; Fungi; Ascomycota; Leotiomycetes; Helotiales; Sclerotiniaceae. The record is from RefSeq and is a predicted model, not a curated record. Bases 198 to 1901 code for a protein of 567 amino acids.